UCUUGCAAAAUAUAUGCAUUUAUCUAUAUGCUGUGGUGGUUUUCAAGCAUUACCUUGAGCUGCUGACGUGGUAGGAAGAGAUCAUUCAUUCUUGGUGUGUUUCUAUGAGGCUUGUUUGUCCUGGAGGCUUCAGUGUGACUUUCUUCUCACCUCCUCGCCAGUGCUCCACGUGUAUGUUGGCAAAUGGCAGCAAAGACUGAUGGUACACACUCCAAGGAGGGACAUUACAGGGUUGCACAGGUGCCAGGUGUCAUGUUCUGACUUCUCCUCAGGACCUUCCAGCUCAGGAGCAGGAUUAGCCCUUUUAAUAGGAAAAGGCUAUGAAGCAUCUGCUCCAGCAAAUGCUCAGGAACCUUUGCUUCUCUUUCACUGUAGAUGCAACGUCCCUUUGAAGGGUGAAGUGAUAUUCCAAUAAGGCUGGUGGCUUUAAAAAAUGUUGAUUGGCCCCUUCCUUGUGCCUAAACAAAUUUAUUUUGCUCCUUAUUGUCAACUGUGACACAUAUUCUAAUCUGUUUGAGAUUAAGGCUGGAUCUACUUUGCCAUAUAAUCUAGUUUGAACUGCAUGUACAAUGCAGUUUGAACUGCAUUAUGUGGAUCUACAUUGACUGAUACGGCAGUGUAGAUCCAGCCCCAGACAAGGUGAUGCGAUGAUGCUAUUGCUUAGCGCUGUAAUGAUUUGGUGGCAUUUUAAGUGUCCCCAAGACAGGCUGACAUUUAUACGCAUCACAGCAGGAAAAGGGGAUAAUGUGACAAUUUGAACUGAGUGGGAAUGGUUCAACUGCAGCUUAGGUUUGUGAUAAGGAGGGGCCAGAGAAAUGCCUCCAUCUGGACAAAGGGGGAGGAAGGAACGAAAAAAGGCGAUGGUUAUUUAUUAAAUGGUUUUUGCAUCACCUAUUUGUACAGCUACUGUGGCACUAUUAUAUGUUUUGAUGUAUUUUAGCCUACAAUGUUCUACUUUCCUAAACAAUUUGGGUUGCUGAAUCUCUAAACUCAUUUUGUGCCACUUAGUGUCUCCUCCACCCUUUCCUCUGGCUUUGUGAAGUGUAUCUUGCUUAGUUUAAAUCCAAGGCCAAUAUUUCGGAUCGUUCUGUAUAACACUGAAAUUAUAUUGUUGGUGUGUAUGGAAUUCUGAUCACUCUAAACCACUACCCUGAAGGAGACAGAUUUUCUUGUGUUGUGGAGAGCUCUUUUGCUCUGGCUUCAGUUUGCUUUGGCGGAGAAACAAGGCUCCCUUUCUUUUAUUUCCCAUUCUGUUCUUCUCUUUCUUUUUCUUAAAAGGGGGCAAAAUCUUCCUUAAACGUAGCUUGAGUAUACUGAUUAUGAACCAGAACACAAAAAGGCCCGAUGGAUCAAAAGAAUUUGCAUGGGCAGUUGAGCAGGAGGUGAAUAUUUAACGCUUUUGUUCAUCAAUAACUCCUUUGGCUUUGACCUGUCUGAACAAGUCUCUACCAUAAGGUGAAACACAGGUCACAGCGUCUAACAAAUAUGAAAAUUUGUGCUAUUGCUCGAAAUAUCUGCGAGAGAUCUUUGGCUCCGCUCACUGAUUUCUAUCCUGUUCUUUUGCCUCUUCUCUCAAAAGCAACAUAUUUUGUCCGAAAAGAAACACAGAUUUUCUGUAGAGCUGGCUGCUAAUGUGUUUUGUGGUUGAAAACUUAUUAACCAACAGCAGCAAGACAAGGAAGAACUCGCCCAGUCUUGUAAUAAGGAACUAUAAUGCUUUUCGGAAAAAAGAAAGAUAAGGCUUUAAGCAGCUCAGGGCCCUUCCAUACAGCCAUAUAAAUCAGAAUAUCAAGGCAGAAAAUCCCACAAUAUCUGCUUUGAACUGGGUUAUCUCUGUUCACGCUGCCAUAUAUUCCAGUUCAAAGCAGAAAAUGUGGGAUUUUAUUCAGCUGUGUGGAAGGGGCCUCAGAAAAGAGAGUUGAAGUGAAUCUAAAGACCAGUUUGAUCUCCUCUUUCCAUUAUAAGAAGACCAUCUUCCUUGAAAUAAAAGCCCUCCCUCCAAAACCCAAGAAAAAGAGCAGUUCUCUCCUUGGGAAACCAACGACUCACGAUGUUUGAUGCCCUCCACAGAUCUAAAAACCCCUAUUCUUUAUCGCUGGUCAGAAAAGUGGAGGGAAGGAGCAAGAGAGAGAGAGAGAAGAGAGGGGAUUGACAACAAGACCGGGUCAUCCACAAUACAUGAACUUUUGGACUCCAGUCUGUUGCUGUCGACAACGCAGAAAUAAUGAAACACUGGGAUUUGUUUGUAAAUGAUUUAGAAUGACCCCGCCCUGCCCUUCACCAUAAACGCCACUAUCCGAAAAACUGAGACCCAGAUAGAUUUCCCUAUUAGGUGGAAGGCGUCAAAAGUCAAGGCAUUACUUUUGUUUUAAGAGAAAGUUAGAUUUGUGUACUGAGAGUCAAUCCUUUCCGCAGUGUUUUAUUUUAAUUUGAAACCAUAAUUUGAUCUUGUUAGUAUUAUUAAUACCACCAUUAUUUCAAAUAGUAUUAUUUCAAAUAUUAUUAUUAACAUUAUUAUUUAAUAUUAUUAAAUAGUAUUAUUUCAAAUAGUAUUAUUAAUACCACUACUAUAUCAAAUCAAUGAAAAAAACACUCCAUAUUCUUGUGAGCAGCCAUCAUCUAUCAUCAAGGAAAUUCCAUUUCCUCCAGAGCCCAUUUAAAUGCCGAAACACAUCCGUAGCUUUGUCACUUCAAAGAUCACAAAUCCGUCGUUGGGGUAUAUUUAUAACGAUAAUAAUACAUGUGUCUGGGGACUUUUUAUUAUUUUUCGGGUGUUUGGGGAUAGGGUGGUGGGGAGAUGGAUCUUCUCUCGUGAAAUCAUCCCAUUUUUUCCCACCCGUGAUCCCAGACUUUUACCCCCAACAGAAAGUAGUAUGGAUUCCUCGGAAGAAAACCAAAGGGAUCCGGACAUUGCAGAGACCUGCCUUUUGUCACCUUGAGUAAGAUGAAAAACAGAAUGUUAUUACGUUGUCUAUAUAUACCCUGUAGAACCGAAUUUGUGUGGUAUUUACACAGUCACAGAUUCGAUUCUAGGGGAAUAUAUGGUCGAUGCAAAAACUUCACUUUUCUGCAAAUGGUUAGAAGUUUCACAGGUAGAAGAAAUCCCAAGAGAGAUGCAAUGCUGGAUGCUGUAUUUUCUAGAGCCAAGGACAUUUCGUCACAGCGCCUUCUCUGUUGUUUAGUCAUGCAUCCUAUCAUAAACUUGUCCAUAUACAUAUAAUUAUUAGCACCAAGAAUCUGGGGGAAAAUAUCUACCUGAGCAGCUAAAUGCUUCCAACAACAACAACAAUUCUGAUUAUAAUGGUGGUGGUAAUAAUAAUAAUAAUAAUAAUAAUAAUAAUAAUAAUAAUAAUAAAAGAGAUAGGUGUAUUGUGUUGGCGAAGGCUUUUAUGGCCGAAAUCACUGGGUUGCUGUGAUUUUUCCGGACUGUGUUCCAGAAGCAUUAUCUCCUGAUCUUUCGCCCACAUCUAUGGAAGGCAUACUCAGAGGUUGUAUUAUUCUAGAUGAUGCAAUUAUAAUAAUGAUGAUAAAAAGAUGGCUAAACCGCACACUCCCUUUCCCAUGUCCUGAUUCCCCCCCUCCCCCCCCCCAUAUUUUUAUUCUAAACGUUGGGAACAAUAGUAUCGAUUUACAGGUUCUGGGAAUGCAGAACCUGUAAAUCGCAACUGAAUAUGGGAAUGGUCUAAUACAAAUUGAAUGUCGUGAAUACACACACACACAUGAAUAGCUGAACUUCAUAACUCUCCCAACAGUUCCUUGCCAUCUGAAUAUUUUGUGAAUAUUGUUGUAAUUAUUUUGUGAAUAUGAUUUGUUAAUAUUUUCAUGGCUAUUUUUGGGAAUAUUUUUAUGAAUAGUUUCAUGAUUAGUUUUGUGAAUAUUUUCAUGAUUAUUUUGUGACUAUUUUGUGAUUAUUUAAUUUGAAUAUUCUCAUGAUGAUUUUCGCGAAUAUUUUUUGUGAAUAGGUGGGGUUAGUUGUUUUGAAACAAGAUCUUUGUUGUCACCAUUCCCGGGUAAAAAUCGACCCUGGUUACUCAUUGCCUGAUUAUUUUUUUUAUUCUGCCCAGCGAGAUCCUGGGUAACUUUUGGUUGACCCCGACCAAACAAAGGCAAGGCAGAUCAAUUGUACUUCGAGCCCCACUUGUUUGAGGUCGCCUCCUCCUUUUCCUGAGAGUCAAGGCUUGCUCCAUUCCUCUGUCUUCACUGAGUUGGCUUUUCUUGGCCCAAACGUAGCCAGGUCGUGUCCACCAUUUAAACCACAAGGCACCAGAUGUUAGCAAAGUCAAUGGAGACAAUAGACGUUGAUUUACCUGGGGUGGGGGCUUUGCUUGGCUUGGUUGGGGGGGGGAGGUCGAGGGCGGAUGGGGUUGUGGGAGUUGUCACAAGGAGCCGGUUCGUGGCAUUGCUACCUCUUCUUCUUCGGGGAGGCACCACGCAUGACCGCAUGCGGGUGUUCCCCCCCUUCCCCCUUAUAUUAUUUAGAGAAAUUUGUGAAAUUAUGAGGUACACACACGAAAUCCGGUGAUCACCCUCCCCGCCUCGCCAUUGGCUGCGCGGGUCACGUGGGCGGCCAACUUUAUUCAGUUGACAGCAAGUAGGAGGGCUUUGUGGGGAAGGGGGGGAGGAAAAAAAAGACAACACGAGAGGGAGAAAAAAAUUAGUAUUUUCCACCUCCCCGAAAUUAAUGGCCAUGAGUUCGUACAUGGUGAACUCGAAGUACGUGGACCCCAAAUUCCCGCCCUGCGAGGAGUACUUGCAGAGCAGCUACCUGGGCGAGCAGGGUGCUUCGGACUACUACUCGGCAGCCCCGCCGCCGGGCCCGCCGGCUUUCCAGCACCAGGGCAUCUAUCCGCGGCCCAACUACGGAGAGCAGCCCUUCGGAUGCGGCGGAGAUGCCCCGGGACCGGCUGGGGGGCCUCCUCCGCCGCCGCCUCCUCCUCCGCCUCGGGGUCACGGGCAGGAGCAGCCCCGGCCGCAGGGGCCCUUCCCGGAGCCUCCCAGGCCCUGCGGACAGCAACCCGGCCUCAAAAACCCCGCCAACGGGUCCCCGGCGGCCCUGAAGCAGCCCGCGGUGGUUUAUCCCUGGAUGAAGAAGGUCCACGUGAACUCGGUGAAUCCGAAUUACACCGGAGGAGAACCGAAGCGCUCCCGGACCGCCUACACGCGGCAGCAGGUCCUGGAGCUGGAGAAGGAGUUCCACUUCAACCGGUACCUGACCAGACGCCGCCGGAUCGAGAUCGCCCACACCUUGUGCCUCUCCGAGAGGCAGAUCAAGAUCUGGUUCCAGAACCGGCGCAUGAAGUGGAAGAAGGACCACAAGCUCCCCAACACCAAGGGCCGCUCCUCCUCCUCCUCGGCUCCAGCCCAACACCUACAGACCGUGUCCAAGGACCGCCAGGCGGACUUGACGACUUUGUAAGGCCCUGAGGUCCGCUUCCUCAGUUCGGAUCUAAAGGGGACAGGCACGGAGGCCCUCCGGAGGCAAGGACUGGGAGGGAAGGACCCUCAGACCCUCUUCCCUCGUGGGCUCCUCUCGAGCUGCGUCCACACCAGGACAACAACUCCCGAAGGGUCCUAACCCGGCGUUAAGGUACUGGAGACAAACCCAACGGGGGUUGUCGUCUUCCUUCCUUCCUAGGCAUCUUGCUCAACAGCAGGAACGGACAACCAAAUCAAACCAACCAACAAACAAACUGCAUCCAGGUGGUGAGAAAGUGAUAUAAAUAUAUCUAUAUAGCUAUAAAAGAGAAAUAUUUUUAAAUAAACCUCGGUGGACAGACACACAACAAACGCGCCAUUGCUGGUGUUGCGCCUGCAAUCUACAAGUGGAAGCUUGGGGUGGGUUAUCAUUUGCCUAUUUUUCUCUGGUUUUGGCCCCACUUCCAGACACUCUUCGGGGGUUACUCUUUUUUGGUAAGUCCCAAACCGAUCUCUUUGAGAAUGGGUUGCUGUGAGUUUUCCAGGCUGUAUGUUCCAGAAGCAUUCUUUCCUGACGUUUCGCCUGCAUCUAUGAUAGGCAUCCUCAGUGGUUGCGAGAUCUUUGGGAGUGAUUUAUGAAAAACGCGGUCUGUUUUCAAGGAAAGGGUCCCUUUCUCUUCCUCUGACUUUUCAGAAUUUUUUGUUAAAGAAAAUGAAACGGGUUGUUUUAAUUGUGUGUUUUUUAAAAAACGUGUUAGUAUAUUUAUUUAUUUGUUUGUUGGGGGGAAAGUUAGAAACCAAAACCAAAACAAACCCCAGAGAGGGUGAAUCGAGUAUUCUUCCUCCCAUCCUACAAAGCUGAUUGUGAUUUUGUUUGUAAAAAUAAAAUAAUAAUUGUCCCCUUUCCCUUCCAACUCCGCAGUUUUCUCGGCAUCUUCUGUACAUAGCAAAAAUGUGUUCUAGGAUUUAGAGAUGGGGACGAAAUCUGAUAUCCUUUUGGAAUUAAAUGGUCUCAAAACCUUUUCCUUUUCGUUCAGACUUUGUAUUUGGAGUCAGUGGGAAAUGGUGGGUAAAUUUGAAAACAGAUUGGAAAUAAACAAAACAAAGGAGAGAGAGAGAGAGAGAAACAAAAAUAGCGAAUAUUGCAAGCUAGUGGGUUGCUGUGAGUUUUCCGGGCUAUAUGGUCAUGUUCCAGAAGCAUUCUCUCCUGACGUUUUGCCCACAUCUAUGGCAGGCAUCCUCAGAGAUUGUGAGGUCUGUUGGAAAGUAAGCAAGUGGGAUUUAUAUAUCUGUGGAAGGUUCAUUAUAUAUCUGAUUCCACAGAUAUAGAAACCCCACUUGCCUAGUUUCCAACAGAUCUCACAAUUUCUGAGGAUGCCUGCCAUAGAAUGCAGGUGAAACGUCAUGAGAGAAUGCUUCUGGAACGUGGCCAUGCACCCCAGAAAACAAUCGACAAGCCAGUGAUUCCGGCCAUGAAAGCCUUCUACAACACAUUGCAAGCGAUUUUUUGUACUCUGGAGAGGUGAUGUGAUGUGUUUUCCUUUAUCAUAUCUGGAUUCAAAGUGUUGUGCUGAUUUAGUCGUAAAAGUAAAAGGAAACGAAAACCAGAUGGGUUGGAAUUGAUUUGGAUGGAGAGAGCCAGGAUUUUUUAAAUUAAAAGCCAAAUGGGGAAAAUUUGGGUAUAUUUGAAGGGCAUUUUAAGGGAAAUAACAGGUCGGGAUGAACUACUUGAGCAUCCAUUCCUGUUUUCCAAACCAAUAUGUUUUGGUUUUGAUUAUUUUAAAAGCAAACAGGUUUUGAUGAAGAGAAUGUAACUAAAUAAUGUCAGGACAUAAAAAGAGUGAAAGGGUAGCUCCUCUAAUUUACACUUCGGAGGAAAAAAAAAAGCAGUACACCCAAGCCACAUCAACAGCGACAGGAAGGACAACUCAUACAGACUACUCUCAUAUAUGCAGCCCAUCUCUCCCUCUUACAUUUCCAAGCCAUGCUUAGGCAUGUUUACUCGGAAGCAAGCAGUGGGGUUUAAUAUCCAUAUGGAUUGCAUCUUGAAGGGCAUUUUCGGAAUAUAUGGCAGUGUGGACUCAGAUAUCCCAGUUCAAAGCAGAUAUUGUGAAAUUUUCUGCCUUUAUAUUCUGCGUUCUAUGGAUGUAUGGAAGGGUCAUCAGAUUGGGGGAUCUUUGCCUCUUAGCAAUGGGAUGUUUUCACAAAAAAGUGUGAGGAGAGAGAGAGAAGGUGAGAAGGUGAGGGCAUGUGUCUCUGAGCUGAGAUCCAUCUCGCAAUUUAUAUUUGAUCAACACCUUUAUGAGGUUUUAACUAGACAGUCUUGCAUGUUGGGAUUGGUCUCCUGGCUAGCACAGCUCCCUCUGCCCCGGAAUAUAUUUCAAUUUCCUAGAACCAACCCAUCUUUUGCCCCUGGACUAAGCCUGCCUCUUGCGCGCGACCAGGAGAGAGGGCUUGCAAGGCUCUCUGGGAUCGGGACCCUGGAGAGCCGCGAGGCUCUUUGUGCCUGGUCCCAGGGCCCCUUCUUUGUUCUGCCUCCCUUUCCCUCUUGGGAACCAAGAGCCCCACUUCUCAGACCCCUGAAUAUCUGCCCAUCCUGAUAUAGAAAGAUGGAUAUUCCUGCCUGAUCCGCGUCAUUGUCUCCAGGACAAACAAAAAAAAGCGCCCGGGUUCAUACAGAGUGAAGGCGUCUUCUUCCUUGACGCCUUCACGUCGAGAGGCUGAAAAGCUUCUUUCCCUCUCCCUCUCCCACUUUUUUUCCACCGAAGUUCGGCUAAAUUGGAGAAGCAGGUUCAUCCAGAGGACACGUUUUUCUAUUGGUUUUGCCCGCAUUUCAGCCCGGGAGGAAUGACCUCUAAACCCUUAACCUCUUGGACCUAGAAGAGUCCCCCUGCCUCUUUUUUAUAAAAGAAAACCAGGGCCUACAGUUCUUGGGGCUACAAUCCUAAAGCUCCCCCCCCCCCCCGCUUAAAAAUAAAGGUUCCCAAGGCUCACGUUUCCCUUCGCUCCUUUCCAGAUCCUCGUCUCAACAGAAGCUCUGAGAUUAGUUUGGUUUACAAGGGGGGGGGGGGGGGGGAGAGGCGACUAUUGUUGACUUAAGGCUUGGGCCUCCAGUCGUUCGCAUCCCACUUGACUGCACGUGUUGUUUUGGGCAGGAAGUCCUCGGGCCUUGGCCAGGAGGCCCGGCUUCCCUUCCACAGCCCAGUCCACUCUGGUAGCUUGGUUCAGAGGCCAGUCCUUAAGGGGGGGGGGCAGUAAGUGCCUGGCCUUGUCCCAGUAGGUUCAGAAGUAGUCCUGAAUUAAAUGGAGUACCCCUUCGCAUCCGUGGCAAGAGUGAUAAUAAUCCUUAAUAGCGGUUAGGGAGAUGAUCAGGCAAAGGAGAGGGGUGCGUUUGUAUGUCGCAUUUUUGCCUUCUAAAGCUUCCUAAUAGGAAGUCAUGACUUCAACAGAGCUGUCCUCUGAUAAUCCUAAUGUGUAUUUGUUCAGUCAAAAUCCUCUAGGGCUGGAUCUACUAUACCAUAAUAUGGAGUCCAUAAUGCAGAUGAUUUUUAUUGAACUGGAUUAUAUGAGUGAAGUUCAAUGCAGUUAAUCUGCAUUCUGAAAUUGCAUUAUAUGGCAGUGUAGAUCCUACCUCAUUUUAAUAGGGUUGCUGUGAGUUUUCCAGGCUGUAUGGCCAUGUUCCAGAAGCAUUUUCUCCUGAGGUUUUGCCUGCAUAUAUAGCAGGCAUCCUCAGAGGUUGUGAGGUCUUUUGGAAACUAGUCAAGUAGGGUUUAUAUAUCUGUGGAAUGUUCAGGGUGGGAGAAAGAACUCUUGUCUGUUUGAGGCAGCUGUGAAUGUUUCAAUUGGCCACCUUAAUUAGCAUUGAAUAGCCUUUUAGUUUCAAAGUCCGGCUGUGUACUCUCUAGGGGAAUCCUUUGUUGGGAUGUGUUAGCUGGCCUUGAUUGAUUCCUGUCUGGAAUUCCUCUGUUUUCUUUAUUUACUGUCUUGAUUUUUGAGUUUUACUGAUAGCGAGAUUUUGUUCAUUUUCAUGGUUUCCUCCUUUUUGUUGAAAUUGUCCACAUGCUUGUGGAUUUCAAUGGCUUCAGUACCAGUAUUUAAAAACGCUAAAAUCAAGACAGUAAAUAAAAACACCACUCAGAAAACAGAGGAAUUCCAGACAUGAAUCAAUCAGGGUCAGCUAACACCUCCCAGCAAAGGAUUCCUUCAGGCAGUAAACAGCCAGACCUUGAAACUGAAAGGCUAUUUAAUGUUAUUCGAGGUGGCCAGUUAAAACAUUCGAACCUGCCUCAAAAAGACAGUUCUCCUACCCUGAACAUUUCACAGAUAUAUAAAUCCCACUUGCAUAGUUUCCAGCAUAUCUCACAACCCCUGAGGAUGCCUGCCAUAGAUGCAGGCGAAACGUCAGGAAAGACUGUUUCUGGAACAUGAUCAUACAGCCCGGAAAACUCACAGCAACCCAGUGAUUUCGGCCAUGAAAGCCUUCCACAGCAGCAGUCACAAUCCUCUAGGGCUGGAUCUACUAUACCAUAUUAUGCAGGUCCAUAAUGAAGAUGAACUGCAUUGAACUGGAUUAUAUGAGUGAAGUUUAAUGCAGUUAAUCUGCAUUCUGAAACUGUUGUAUGGCAGUCUAUAUCCAGCCUAAUUUUAAUAGUUAUCGCACCAACAAAUGUGGACAUGAAUCAGCAUGGUGUAGUGGUUUGAAUAAGGAAGAAUGGUGUAGGAGACUAAGGCCGCUUCCACACAGUUGAAUAAAAUCCCACAUUUUCUUCUCUGAACUGGAAUAUAUGGCAGAUAACCCAGUUCAAAGCAGAUAUUGUGGGAUUUUCUGCCUUGAUAUUUUAGGUCAUAUGGCUGUGUGGAAGGGCCCUAAGGUUCAAAUGCCCCUGUCACCAUGGAAACCCACUGGGUGACCUUGGGCAAAUCACACUCUCUCAUCCUCAGAUAAAAAUAUAACUCAACAUCCUCUGAAUUAAUCUUGCCAAGAUAUGUUCGCCUUAAAUUCCCAUUAAGUCAGAACACACACUGUGACAGCAGCAACAAAUGGGACAAGAUGGCAGCUUCAGGUUGAAUCAGAGAGCUGGGAGGUUACAAGUAUGCUUACAAGGACAUCAUUCCCUCUUGAACCCAGUGUCACUUACUUCCGAGUAAACAUGUCUUUGAAUGAGCCUGCCAAUGGGACAAAUUUGACUACAGGGUUGUAAUUCAUGGCUCUCCACUUAAAGGAAGUGAAUCCAGAAUGUGCGAAGAAAACAGAACUGGCCCAAAGUCCUUUGUAAUGUUAAUGUCCUCUUGGACAAAUGUUUGGUUCAAACUUUUAAAGUCUUGUUGAAGGGGAGGAGUUUCCUUUGAACAUGAUGGGGAGGGUGAGUGGGUGGGAAGGGGGAUCUUAAAUCCUGGUAUACUGGUUGCAUUUAUGUUGAGUCAACCCUUGAAAGAGAAUGAUGAAAGUGGCAAAGUAUCAAAGGAUUUCUUAUUUGAUGCAGUCGGAGAUGUGAACAUUUGGUCAAAAAUGAACCAAACAAGCCCCACACUUCCUUCUCUUUCAAAGAUGAUGGUGGUGGCAGUGAUCGUUCUUAAUUUAGCUGUAACUGCCCUUCUCCAAAGCAGGGAGGGGGCUGGAAUACCUUCCUCAUUACAGAUCCAACCUUGUAUGCUCCCUUGACCUUUGUGGUCAAACCCGCAUUGUCCAACGGUCUUUGUCUGUUGUUAUCUGAGAUGUUUUCUAGAUUUUGCCAAUGAUUUUGUUCCGUCCAUUUUUGCUGCCUCUGAUUAAAGAACUAUUUAUACAA
Molecule: messenger RNA, 11204 nt
Organism: Anolis carolinensis (green anole)
Lineage: Eukaryota; Metazoa; Chordata; Lepidosauria; Squamata; Anolidae
Gene: hoxd4
Product: homeobox D4
Exons: 2
Coding region: 4682-5416 (244 amino acids)
Biological process (GO): anterior/posterior pattern specification; embryonic skeletal system morphogenesis; positive regulation of transcription by RNA polymerase II
Cellular component (GO): nucleus; nucleoplasm
Molecular function (GO): DNA-binding transcription factor activity, RNA polymerase II-specific; RNA polymerase II cis-regulatory region sequence-specific DNA binding
Source: RefSeq, a predicted model, not a curated record